Messenger RNA from Lecanosticta acicola, 342 nucleotides. Lineage: Eukaryota; Fungi; Ascomycota; Dothideomycetes; Mycosphaerellales; Mycosphaerellaceae. The record is from the annotation of a GenBank genome assembly.
AUGAAGAGACUUUCCAAACUGACAGACGCCGUGGUGAAGAGCGCCUGGAAGAAGCUUGUCGAUCCAACGGUCGGGCGAGGGAAAACAGCUUGGCCGAAAUCCCAGGCCGAUCUUCUGAAAUAUGGAAUUCGGCUGGACUACGAUGGAGUCGUCACUGUGGACGGUGUGGAGCAUCACAAGUAUCAGCGUCAGCCAAAUGCCGGGAAGAUUUCGAGUUCCUUACGAGAAUGGAGAGAAAAGAAUGGCGGUACCCAUGCAGUCAUUACGUCUGUUCUAAUCAAGAAAGGAGGGACCGAGAAGGACGUUGAGGAGGCAGUUAGUAAAGCGUUCAAGGAGGCAUAA